This is a messenger RNA of Prorocentrum cordatum, 324 nucleotides long. The record is from the annotation of a GenBank genome assembly. NCBI's taxonomy places the organism in Eukaryota, Dinophyceae, Prorocentrales, Prorocentraceae.
GCUGCUGCGGAAGAUGCCGACCUCGACCUCGACGACGACGACGCCGGCUCGGAGGCGGCCGCGCGCGAGGGGCUGCUGGCUCUGGAGCGCGGCGAUGCCGCUGCUGAGAUGGACGUCGUGGACGAGUUCGACGACAGCUGGGCCGAUGUCCCGCCACGCGCGUUUGCGCCUCCCGCGGACGAGCGCGCGUCUGGCGAGCGCGCGGCGCUGGUCGCAGAGCUCGCGACGCUGUGCUCCAAGCCCGUGGACGCCGCCCUCAUGGCCCUUGAUCUCGACCACCUGCGGACCUACGUCGAGUUGGUUCGCAUGCAGAAGUCGAAGUGA